AUGGUCAACAUCGACACGAUUCACACGGCGCCGGCCCGUCACUACCGCUCGCUCCGCCCGAUUCAAUGUGCCGGAAUAGACGUUAGAACGUGGUUUCUGCUCUACUCAAUCGUCAAAGUUCUGACCGAUUUGCCACUUUUCUACACGCUUUUCCAUGAGCGAAUCCAAUUGAAGACCCUUUUUCUCGUCGUGCUCGUCUUCGCCGACAUUUUCCUCAUUUCGACCGCCUUGGAUAACGGAGUGAUCAAAUUGGCAAUUGUCGAAGUGUUUUCGGUAGGAUUUUUUAAAGUAAUUUCUUUCAUAAUGAUAAUUUUUACAGAAUUUCAUCGCCACGUACUAUACGUGCGGCUUCUUUAUCAUUCUUUUCGGUCUCAUGUUUUUCCCUAUGCAACUCAACGAAAUUCCGCUUCUCUGGCGACAAUUGGAAGAUUUGUAUCCGAUUUUCACCGCCUUCCGCGUCGAACAGCCGACAUUUCUGGAGGAUAUGGUUGAUUAUUGGGUCUCGGCCGGCAUUUUCUGCAUUAUCUACGCUGCUUGUAAGUUGUAUGGCCAAUUUCAGCUUAAAAUCACUGUUUUCUUUCAGCCGCUUCGAUCCGCGGUUUUCUGGCCAGCAAAUCCCGUCUCCAAGUGAUUUCCGAGCGACAAGAUGUGACCGAACUGCAAGCGCUCACCGUGACCGUCUAA
This is a messenger RNA of Caenorhabditis sp. 36 PRJEB53466, 684 nucleotides long. Lineage: Eukaryota; Metazoa; Nematoda; Chromadorea; Rhabditida; Rhabditidae. The record is from the annotation of a GenBank genome assembly.